UGUCAAAAGCUGCACAUGUGCCAUCGCUUUUUGCUAUCCAUGCACAGACGCGUUGUGCCAAACCAAGAAGCUGUGCUUGAAGAAAGUUCGCUGUGAUUGGACGUCUCAUUGCUGCCUUUCGUGCUCCCAUAUAUUCCAUUUUCGGAAGUUUUAACCACCUAUACCAACAACAAACGCAAUAUGGGUAUUCCAGCUGGAGACGUUGAGAAGGGAAAGAAGCUUUUUGUUCAGCGAUGCUCUCAGUGUCAUACUGUUGAAGGUGGCGGCAAACACAAAGUCGGCCCAAACCUGCAUGGCAUUUUCGGUCGCAAAACUGGUCAGGCUGCUGGAUUCGCCUACACCGACGCUAACAAGGCUAAGGGAAUUACCUGGAACGAAGAUACCCUUUUCGAGUAUUUGGAAAACCCAAAGAAAUACAUCCCUGGCACAAAGAUGGUCUUCGCUGGUUUGAAGAAACCGAACGAACGCGCUGACCUCAUCGCCUAUCUGAAGUCGGCAUGCUCAUAAAAAGCCAUCUCACCUUUUAGCAACAAUAUACAGCAAUGCUCUUAAUAAGAUACCAAGCAUGGAAACCUCAUUCAACGAAGGUAGCAGAGAAGAAAAGAGUUGACGCCCUCGCCCAGACAAAGAACGCAAACCAAUUAGGACAAUUAUUGAAAUAAUCUAAUUUUAACAUUAUUUAUACAUUAGAUUAACGAAAUAGAACAUCUUUCUUGUUUCGCAAGUUGAGAAUCGAGAAGCUAAAAAUAGUGAAACGAGAUUUUGCCUCUGCUCAUGAGAGGAACCGGUAUGAGAAGUAUUAUCGAAACCAAUAACUAAUGGAUAUCAAAUACAAAGAGACAGCUGUAUAAAGGAAGGAUCAUUCAUUAUCGUACUUUAGUUUCAUUCUAUCAAAAAUCUUAUUUUUUGUUUCAAUUCAUUGCAAAUAACCGUUUGGACAACAAGAAGAAGGAAUUUCGUACUGCCGACGAUAAAACAAGAAAUUGAGUAUAUGCCAACAGAAAAUAGGACAUCUGUCUUGCACCAAGGAUACGAUGAACAGAAAUACAUUUCGGUGAAAAGAA
Molecule: messenger RNA, 1064 nt
Organism: Toxorhynchites rutilus septentrionalis
Lineage: Eukaryota; Metazoa; Arthropoda; Insecta; Diptera; Culicidae
Product: cytochrome c-2
Exons: 2
Coding region: 181-507 (108 amino acids)
Biological process (GO): mitochondrial electron transport, ubiquinol to cytochrome c; mitochondrial electron transport, cytochrome c to oxygen
Cellular component (GO): mitochondrial intermembrane space
Molecular function (GO): electron transfer activity; heme binding
Source: RefSeq, a predicted model, not a curated record